AAUAAUUUCACAUUGUAACAGAAAACGUCGCGAAACAUUUACUGUACGGUAUCAUUGAAAUUUAUAUCGGCCGACAAGUUAUUUCUGACAUGAGGCGACUCAUUCUUCUCGCCUUUAUCGGCACGUUUCUAAUAAGAAACGUAACGCUGUCAAAAAUUUAUGGAUAUCCUUCGCAUUUGGAAUGGUUGUUCAGCUCAAGUAAAUUAAGUGAUAAUGAGGAAGAAAAGCGAACUAUAUGCGAAUCCGAAGAAUGCAAGGAAAUGGCUGAUAUGCUAUUAGGAGCCAUGAAUAGAUCCGCAGAUCCAUGUGACGACUUUUACGAGUACGCGUGCGGAAAGUGGCCGGAGCAGAAUCCCAUUCCAGAAGGUUAUCCCAAAUGGAGUAUGAGCAUGAUGCUUAUUGACAAGACUAAUGAAGAAAUAAAAGAGAUUAUAACGGCCGAACCUAUGGAGAACGAACUCAGAACGGUGAAACUUGCGAAAAAGUGGUUCAAGGCUUGCACGGAUACAGAUGCGAUGGAAAAGCAAGGAGUCGACCCGCUGGUUUCUACCCUAUCGCGUUUAGGUGGCUGGCCGAUGAUAAUGGAGCCGGAUAAAUGGAACGAACAGGAAUAUAGCUGGCAAAAAGUGGACAAUCGAUAUAUGCGUUUAUUAGGAAGAAAUGCCUUUUACGACGUGCGCGUACAAAUAAAUGAUACAAAUGUAGUACAGAUUGACUUGCCACAUUUACCACCGGGUUCAGACCAAUUACGAGCUGUGAUAAAACUUGCUAUUGAAGCAGAAGAAACAGGAGACAGCAGAAGUGACGAGGACCCCAGUGACGAGGAAGAGCAAAGCAAAGAGCAGCCUGGAAGCGAAAACAAAGAUCAUUCUAAAUUCGUUGAUGAUGAUGACGAUGAUUUUGUAAUCGUCAUUGUUGGCGAUAGUGAAGACGAUGAUGAUAAUAACGAUGACGAUAAUGAUGGCAGUGGCGAUUGCGAUGACGAUAAUGAUGGCAGUGGCGAUAGCGAUGACGACGAUGACGACGACGACGACGACGACUACGACUACGACUACGACGACAACGAUGACGACGAUGACGACGAUGAUGAUAUAAACGAGAAUGAAGAUGUUAAGAAGGAAAUAGGCAAGAAGAAAAUCACCGCCAAGAUCAGUCAUAGGAAAAAUAAAAAAUUACAUGUUAGAAAAAGCGGCACUAAAAUCAUUAAGAAGCAUGACAGUAAGACGAAAAGACAGAGAAUAAAAAGAUGGGCGAUAACAGAAGUUGACGAUAAACGCGCGCAGCGUUUUAGUAGUCGCGAGAAGGUACACGCACGAAAAGGUAAAAGAAACUACGUAAGAAAAGUACAUAGAAAAAAGACGAAGAAAAUUUUGGACAGUGGGGAAACAGUAUACACAACGGCGAUACCGCAAGUUAACACAGAAGAAACAAAUGAAGAUAAUAAGAAUGAAAUAACAUUGUUACAACAGUACGCGAAUUACAUUUCGAAAGUGGCUCGUGUUAUAGCCAAAGAGGAAGGUACUAAAAUUUCAGAAGAACGUCUCAAUGAAGAUAUUAAAGAUAUGAUCGAGUUCCAAUUGAAACUGAUCCAGAUUUCUCCAGAGGUUACGUUGGAGUCGUUAUCCAAUCCUGUCAACAUGCAAGUUACACUUGGAGGUUUUCAACAAUGGUAUAACAAAAAAAACCCUAAAACAGCUAACAGCAGGAUUGACUGGGUGAAGGAAAUAAAGGCGUUGUUUGAUGAGGCGAACGAGUCCGUAGAUGACAAUUUAAAUCUAGACAUUAUUAAGCCAAGUUACAUUACAAAUCUUGUCUCCUUGCUGGAUGAAACGUCGAGUCGAACAAUCGUUAAUUAUAUACACUGGAACUUCAUAAGCAGAAUAAUAAAAACUACCACGAGUAAAAUGAGAGCGUUGUACGAUUUCUGGGAGACAGCUGCGAAGGGCACAGAGCCGAGCGAUAGAAUGUCUACUUGCAUGGAAUCAGCAGAGAUAAAAGAAAUUCUAGCGUACGAAUUUGUAAGAAAAUAUUUCUCCGAUGAUCUCCUCGAAACAGCAUCAAAUUUACUCAGCGAUGUACAAAAGGCAGUCGAAUACCUGAUUAAAGAAUCAGAUUGGAUGGAUGACAAAGCUAAGGAAUUUGCUUUAGCAAAAGUAAAGAAUUUGAAAAAAUUUAUCGGAUAUCCGAAAUGGUAUAAAAAUACCACGGUUAUUCAAGAGUAUUACGAAGGACUCAUUAUCGGCUCGUCACAUUAUGAAAAUACUCUUCGAUACAACAAAUUCGACAAAUGGAAGAGUCUACGGAAGUUAUCGAAAAAUAUUAACGAAGUCGAAGAAGAACAAGAGUUAAAUCCGGCUCAAGUGAAUGCCUUUUACGCGUCCUUCUGGAAUGCCAUGUUUGUCACGGCAGCGGAUUUUCAGACCCCAUGGUUCUCUUACGAUCGACCACGAUUCGUUAAUUUUGGUAUUAUUGGAUUCGUCAUAGCUCACGAGGUUAAUCACGGAUUUGAUAAUCAAGGACACUUGUACGAUAAAAACGGUGAGCGCCUGGGAUGGUUAUCAGCAAUGGCCGGCGAGUAUUAUAACAAAAGGCAGGAUUGUUUCGUGGAGCAGUUUAAUAAAUAUCCCAUUGAUAAAAAUACAAAUAGAAAAAUAGAGGAUUAUGGCAAGCAGACGACGAGCGACAACAUCGCGGACACAAUGGGAUUACAGGCGAUAUUUAAAGCUUAUGAACGCAAGGAGAAAGAGAGCAAAACACCGGACGCCACGUUGCCGGGUAUGAAAGAUUUUACCAACAAUCAACUGCUCUUUUUAUCUUUUGCCAGUUUAUGGUGCGAAGCGGUCGCCGACCCAAGUGCAUUAAUGGCUACCGCCAUGGAAGAUGAGCAUAGCGUUGCGCGACUGAGAAUUAUAGGUUCCGUAUCAAAUUCAGAUGACUUCGCUAAAGCUUUCAAUUGCCCCGUUGGCAGUCCGAUGAAUCCCGAAAAGAAGUGCAAUAUCUGGAAAUAAUCCAAAAAUAUCUUGCAAAGAAUCUUUCAUAGAAGUACUUACUCACAGAAAUUAUUCAUGUAUUGAUAAAUAAAAUAUAACGGAUGUCUGUAAACAUU
Temnothorax curvispinosus is the source of this 3106-nucleotide messenger RNA. Its product is annotated as phosphate-regulating neutral endopeptidase-like. Bases 90 to 3008 code for a protein of 972 amino acids. Gene Ontology annotation, molecular function: metalloendopeptidase activity. Gene Ontology annotation, biological process: protein processing. The transcript is spliced from 18 exons. Lineage: Eukaryota; Metazoa; Arthropoda; Insecta; Hymenoptera; Formicidae. Gene Ontology annotation, cellular component: plasma membrane. The record is from RefSeq and is a predicted model, not a curated record.